This is a messenger RNA of Dichomitus squalens LYAD-421 SS1, 1399 nucleotides long. RefSeq lists its product as uncharacterized. NCBI's taxonomy places the organism in Eukaryota, Fungi, Basidiomycota, Agaricomycetes, Polyporales, Polyporaceae. The record is from RefSeq and is a predicted model, not a curated record. The transcript has 13 exons. The coding region runs from base 110 to 1213 and encodes 367 amino acids.
CCCAGCCCCGUCUUGCACUGGGGUUGUCCUCCAUGCUCUUACCCGCUGCUGCUUUAUGAAUACGCUCCGCUAGUCAUCCAUUCCUUACGACCCACUGUACAUACCGUCAAUGAGCGGUCACUUUGUCCCCGAGCCAGUAUACAUCCAUAACUACUUGCAUCUCGUUGGUGUUGCUAUCUUGUACUAUGACUUCCUCCUCACGUUUGGAGACGAGUACUGGAGGAUAUGGAAGAACCGCAAGACAGUCGCCUCUGGUCUGUUCUUCCUCAACCGAUAUCUCCCUGUAUUUGCCGACAUGGUGGUGAAUUGGGGCAACUUCCAUGAGUUCCCAACAGAAGCAGGUUGCAGGCAUUAUGCGUUUUUCCGUCAAGUUCUCCUGAUCGUGAAUCAGGUCGUUGUCUGCUAUAUUCUCUUCCUGAGAACCUUCGCGCUCUACGGGCGAUCUUGGCGCGUCGGUGGCUCCGUCCUAGGGUUCUCGUUCUCAUUGUUGGGCAUCUCGGUGUGGGCUGUGAUCGGUCAACACGAGGAUGUUGAACUUCGAGGGGGAUGCCAUACAGCCGCGGACCGUAUAACCGCGAUCCGCACUGCCGUCGCAUGGGAAUCUCUCUUCCUCUUUGACUGCACGAUCUUCUCCCUAACGCUUUUUAAAACCCUCCGGGAACGACGUCGUAACCCUGUUGCCUCGGGAAAGCGUGAUAUCGUAUCCCUUGUUAUGAGAGAUGGUACUUUAUACUUCGCGGUGAUGGCGUCAGCAAAUCUGGCGAACACAUUAACCUUCUACUUCCUCGAGCCCCUGCUCCGCGGAUGCCUCUCCACGGCCGCGAGCAGCAUCUCCGUGACGAUGAUGUCCCGGCUCAUGCUCAACCUGCACUCCUCCGCCUUCGCGCGCAACGAGCUCGUCACGACGCGCACGGGCGACACCGCCUCCUCCUCCUCCAACUCCACCACACUCAUGUUCACGUCCCGCAUCUCCAUGCCGCACCUGCUCUCGACGGGCUGGGACCCCGAGGGGUCCCGCCUCCACCGCGAGUCCGCGUACGUGCGCGACCUGCACAGCGCGCGCGACGGCGGGUACAUCGAGGAGGUGUACGAGCUCGCGGACUACCGUGGGGGCCGCGAGGACGAGAGCGGGCACCUGAGGGUGCCGUUGCAGGGGCGCGGAGGAGUGGAGAUCGGGAAGCCCAUCGUCGGGAGGAGGGAGUAUCACGACUAACGACUAAGGGUUAUUGCAGGCACUGUGCUUAUCCAGGUGGACUCCCUUCGUAGUGUGAUUGACGGGUGGUCUGAGAGCUCUUAUAGUAUCCCCUUGCACGGGUCGCUCCUGAAUGUACAUCUUGAACCAUGUAGUUAUAUUCUCAACGAUACCCGUGUUCGCGCAGAGCUCGUAGGACAUCAUGUU